GAUUUGGUUGGAAUUUUCGUUCUGAUACGGAAAAAUUAAUUUCUCUAAUUUAUUUGCCCGCUAGGCCUUCAUUUUGUAUGAAUUGAGUGGCUGUAGUAAACUUUCGACGUUUAAUAUACCACUAAUAAUUAAAACAAGAUGCCUCAACUUGAUGGCAAAGAAAUUGGAAUAUUUUUUAGUGAAGAAGACUUACCAUAUGAAGAAGAAAUUCUUCGCAACCCAUUCUCAGUAAAACAUUGGCUUCGUUACAUAGAGCACAAGAAAGGAGCUCCUAAACAUGAAAUUAAUAUAAUAUAUGAAAGGGCUUUAAAAGAAUUACCAGGGUCAUUCAAACUAUGGUAUAAUUAUCUGAAAUUGAGAAGGAGUCAAAUUAGAGGUCGCUGUAUUACAGAUCCAUGCUAUGAAGAUGUUAACAACUGUUUUGAGAGAUCCUUAGUAUUCAUGCAUAAAAUGCCUAGAAUUUGGAUGGAUUAUUGCACUUUUCUGACUGAUCAGUGUAAAAUAACAACUACAAGGAAAGCCUUCGACAGUGCUUUGAGAGCAUUGCCUAUUACUCAACAUCAUCGCAUAUGGCCAUUGUAUUUAACUUUUCUGAAGAAGCAUAACAUACCAGAGACUGCAAUUAGAGUCUUUAGAAGAUAUUUGAAAUUGUGCCCUGAAGACACAGAGGAAUAUAUUGAUUAUUUAAUAUCAAUUAACAAACUAGAUGAAGCUGCUUUAAAACUAGCUCAUAUUGUAAACAAUGAAAAUUUUCAAUCCAAACAUGGCAAAUCAAAUCAUCAACUUUGGAAUGAACUGUGUGAAUUAAUAUCUAAAAAUCCUGACAAAAUUCACUCACUUAAUGUGGAUGCCAUCAUCAGAGGUGGUCUUAGACGUUACACAGACCAAUUAGGUCAUCUGUGGAACUCUCUAGCAGAUUAUUAUGUUAGAAGUGGUCUAUUUGAAAGGGCUAGAGACAUUUAUGAGGAAGCUAUACAAACAGUCACCACAGUUAGAGAUUUCACUCAAGUUUUUGAUGCCUAUGCCCAAUUUGAAGAACUCAGUCUCAGCAAAAAGAUGGAAGAAGUGGCAAAAAAACCUAGCCCCACUGAAGAUGAUGAUGUUGAUUUGGAAUUAAGACUGGCUAGGUUUGAGUACCUCAUGGAAAGAAGAUUAUUGCUUUUAAAUUCUGUACUUCUCAGGCAAAAUCCUCAUAAUGUAGCUGAAUGGCACAAAAGAGUGAAGUUGUAUGAAGGAAAACCCCAUGAAAUUAUUGAUACUUAUACUGAAGCAGUUCAAACAGUAGAUCCUAAAUUGGCUGUUGGAAAACUGUAUACAUUGUGGGUUGGCUUUGCAAAAUUUUAUGAAAAAAAUGACCAGAUAGAAGAUGCCAGACUUAUCUUUGAAAAAGCAACACAAGUUAACUAUGCUAAAGUUGAUGACUUAGCAUCAGUUUGGUGCGAGUGGGCUGAAAUGGAAAUAAGACAUGAGAACUAUGAAGAAGCCCUGAAGUUAAUGCAAAAAGCAACUGUUUUACCAAGCAGGAAAGUAGCCUACCAUGAUGAUACUGAAACAGUUCAAAUGCGUUUAUACAAAUCAUUAAAAGUUUGGUCCAUGUAUGCAGACCUAGAAGAAAGUUUUGGGACUUACAAGUCUUGUAAAGCAGUUUAUGAUCAUAUUAUUGAUUUGAAAAUAGCCACUCCUCAGAUAAUCAUAAAUUAUGGUCUAUUCUUAGAGGAACAUAACUAUUUUGAAGAAGCUUUUAGAGCAUAUGAGAAAGGAAUUGCACUUUUUAAGUGGCCUAAUGUGUAUGAUAUAUGGAAUACCUAUUUAACCAAAUUUUUGAAACGGUAUGGUGGAUCCAAACUUGAGCGUGCCAGAGAUCUCUUUGAGCAAUGUUUGGAACAUUGUCCACCAGAGUUUGCAAAAUCCAUUUACUUGCUGUAUGCUAAACUAGAGGAAGAACAUGGCUUAGCAAGACAUGCCAUGUCAGUGUAUGAAAGAGCAACAACAGCUGUGUUGCCAGAGCAGAUGUUCGAAAUGUUUAACAUCUACAUCAAAAAAGCUGCUGAAAUUUAUGGAGUGCCAAAAACUCGCCAAAUUUACGAGAAAGCUAUUGAAACUUUACCAGAAGAUAAGGCGAGAGAAAUGUGCGUGCGCUUUUCUGAAAUGGAGACUCGUUUGGGAGAAAUUGACCGAGCUCGUGCUAUCUACGCUCAUUGCAGUCAAAUGUGUGAUCCUAGAAUCACUGCUGAUUUUUGGAAUACAUGGAAGGAAUUUGAAGUCAGACAUGGCAAUGAAGACACAAUGAGAGAAAUGUUACGAAUAAAACGAAGUGUACAAGCUACAUAUAACACUCAAGUCAACAUGAUGUCAGCCCAGAUGUUGAGCUCAGCAGCUCAAGCAGCUGGAACUGUAUCGGAUCUCGCCCCGGGCAUGAAGGACGGCAUGCGCAUGCUGGAAGCCAAGGCUGCAGAAAUGGCUGUCCAAAGCAAGGGCAACAUUAUGUUCGUCCGAGGAGAAACCCAAGGUCUUAAAGAAAGUACAGAAAAAGUGGUCAAUCCUGAUGAAAUUGACAUUGAUGAAGAUUCUGAAAAUAGUGAUGAAGAUGAAGAGAUGGCACCGGUGCAAAAGAAAGAAAUACCAGCUGCUGUUUUUGGUGGACUUGUAUCUGAAAAUAAUAAGGACAGCAAUGAUGUCAAUUGAUACAAA
Ostrinia nubilalis (European corn borer) is the source of this 2691-nucleotide messenger RNA. It is a transcript of the gene fand, whose product is annotated as pre-mRNA-splicing factor syf1 homolog. Gene Ontology annotation, biological process: mRNA splicing, via spliceosome; generation of catalytic spliceosome for first transesterification step. The transcript has 2 exons. Bases 139 to 2685 code for a protein of 848 amino acids. The record is from RefSeq and is a predicted model, not a curated record. NCBI's taxonomy places the organism in Eukaryota, Metazoa, Arthropoda, Insecta, Lepidoptera, Crambidae. Gene Ontology annotation, molecular function: protein binding. Gene Ontology annotation, cellular component: Prp19 complex; U2-type catalytic step 2 spliceosome; post-mRNA release spliceosomal complex.